AUGGAUCAAGCAUCCGUCGAGGAGGUGCUUGCGACACGCACAGAGGAGAGCAUGUCUCGUGCACCGGACGCGCAGAAGCCGACCAUAGAUGCCAAGGCUAAAACAGCCUUGAAAAGCCUCAUCACCAAGAAAGGUUGGCUUGGCGACUAUGACUACGUUUUCCUGUUCAAACCGAACUUGCCGUUCAUGAAAAAAGACCCCAGACCACGACCGUUUUAUGGCCUCAACGAUGACAUGCCUAUCUUGCUUGGCCUGCUCCUGGGCCUGCAGCAUGCUCUGGCAAUGCUGGCCGGCAUCGUCACGCCGCCCAUUCUCAUGUCUGGUGUGACGGGCGUGAACCUGGGCACCGCCGACACGCAGUACCUGGUUUCGACCGCUCUGAUUGUCACUGCGAUCCUGUCGACCGUCCAGAUCACGAGAAUCAAGAUCCCCAUGAGCUCAUAUUAUCUCGGAACCGGCCUGCUGUCUGUUGUUGGCACCUCGUUCGACACCAUCCCCGUCGCUUCCGGCGUGUUCGACCAAAUGUACAAGACGGGUUAUUGCAAGACGGAUGCCAGUGGAAACAGGCUCCCGUGUCCCAAAGGCUACGGCGCCCUCCUCGGUACCACGAUGGUUACAGCGCUGCUGGAGAUGCUGAUUUCCUUUGUACCGCCAAAGUACCUCCGCAAGGUCUUCCCGCCACUGGUGACCGGACCAACGGUCAUGCUCAUCGGUGUCGCGCUCGUCCAGUCCGGCUUCCAGAGCUGGGCGGGCGGCGCUGGGCCCUGUAUGUCGCACCCGGCUUCGGGACCCUUUCAGCUGUGCCCGUCCGUCAGCGCUCCGCAUCCGCUCCCGUGGGGGUCCGCAGAGUUCAUCGGGCUUGGCUUUAGCGCAUUCAUUACCAUCAUUCUGUGCGAGCGUUUUGGAUCUCCCAUGAUGAGGUCAUGCAGUAUUGUGCUUGGCCUUUUGGUGGGCUCCAUCAUUGCCGCGGCCACUGGCUACUUUAGCGCUGCAGGAAUCGACGCUGCGCCGGCGGUCUCGUUCAUAUGGGUCAAGACUUACCCCUUGUCCGUGUACGGCCCUGCCGUGCUGCCCUGUCUCGCGCUGUACGUGGUUAUUCUGAUGGAAGCAAUCGGUGACAUUACUGCGACUUGCGAUGUUUCCAAGCUGGCGGUCAGCGGCAAAGGGUUUGAUUCUCGCGUUCAGGGUGGCGUGCUCGCAGAUGGCCUCAACGGUCUUCUUGCCGGCCUCUGUACCAUUACCCCUAUGAGUGUUUUUGCCCAGAAUAACGGUGUCAUUGCUUUGACGAACUGCGCCAACAGGACGGCUGGAUAUUUUGCCUGUUUCUGGCUGCUCAUUUUUGGCAUCUUUGCCAAGAUUGCUGCCGCGCUUGUUUCCAUUCCAGACCCUGUCUUGGGUGGUGUCACAACGUUUCUGUUUGCAAGCGUCGCGGUAUCCGGUAUCCGUGUCGUGAGCACUAUUGAAUUUACUCCCCGAAACCGAUUCAUCUUGGCCUGCUCUCUCGCGCCCGGUCUGGGAGCAAUUCUCGUGCCCAACUGGUUCAGUUUCUUCUUUACCUACCAGGGUGGUGGCGCCAAAGGUGGCCUGCUGAGCGCAGUCCAGGUGGUUAUGGAAACGGGAUUUGCAGUCACGGGCUUUGUAGCUGUCAUCCUCAACCUUGUGAUUCCUGAGGACAAACCGGAUGAAAGUGGUGUCGCACAUAAAGAGCACGCGAUGGGCCUUCCAAAGACCGUCAAGGCCAGUUGA
Messenger RNA from Akanthomyces muscarius, 1746 nucleotides. RefSeq lists its product as uncharacterized. Gene Ontology annotation, molecular function: xanthine transmembrane transporter activity. Gene Ontology annotation, cellular component: membrane; fungal-type vacuole. The coding region runs from base 1 to 1746 and encodes 581 amino acids. Gene Ontology annotation, biological process: xanthine transport; transmembrane transport. The transcript is spliced from 2 exons. The record is from RefSeq and is a predicted model, not a curated record. Lineage: Eukaryota; Fungi; Ascomycota; Sordariomycetes; Hypocreales; Cordycipitaceae.